AUGGCUACUUUAUCUGCCCCGUCAACUCCCAAAGCUGCUGCGGCCGCACGUCCUUCUUCGGAGGGGUCUGGUGUUCCCGGUAAAUGGCGGCACCCCCAGCUCAAUGAGAUUGUCAGGCGUCAGAAUGCCGCGACCUUUGGCGACAAGGAUGUCAAGAGGCUGCUUUGGAAUGGAGUUGCUUUGGUGACAACUUGGCUUUUUGGAAACACUAUCAAAACCUAUGCACGCCUCAUUCUUGACAGCAAGCCCACAUACCACGAGAUUUCUCUUCUACUGCUCCAGCUGUUCUUCGCCUUCAAUAUUUUCCUGGCUCUCUGCCCCCUAUAUCGACCGAAGGAUGACUUCUCCGAUAUACCCCUUACCCCCACCCAACGUGCUUUGUUGGGCAUGGACCCUACUGCUACACCACCUGCAACCCCUGGAACCACGUACCUCACCCCACCGAGAUACCGAAUGUCCACCUCGCGUAAGGCCAGCCCUUCAAGCCGACAGACGUCUCCUAUGAAUGCGACCCCAACUUUCUCCGAACGACGGGUCUCCUGGGGUCCUCUUUUUCCCCCACCUCCAGCCCUUUGCUUCACAAGGCGGUCGCAAAUGGAGGCAGGGACACAACUGGUCGGCGACAGAGCUUUGGGUCCUCUUCACCUCUUGGUCGGAGCAAUUCGUUUGGAGAGUCUACGAUGUCUAGUAUGUCCAGCAUUGGACCCGGCACUCCUUCCCCGCUAG
Molecule: messenger RNA, 726 nt
Organism: Penicillium maclennaniae
Lineage: Eukaryota; Fungi; Ascomycota; Eurotiomycetes; Eurotiales; Aspergillaceae
Exons: 2
Coding region: 1-726 (241 amino acids)
Biological process (GO): spindle pole body duplication; protein import into nucleus
Cellular component (GO): nuclear pore transmembrane ring; nuclear outer membrane
Source: RefSeq, a predicted model, not a curated record